Molecule: messenger RNA, 927 nt
Organism: Closterium sp. Naga37s-1
Lineage: Eukaryota; Viridiplantae; Streptophyta; Zygnematophyceae; Desmidiales; Closteriaceae
Source: the annotation of a GenBank genome assembly
AUGCCGCCCGCCGCCGCAAUCCGCUUCUCCCUUCCGGUCCCGCGCACGCUCGGCGGCGCAGCCUCUCCCCACGCGGCAUUUCUUCCCGCGUCAGACUCGCCGAAAUCUGAUCGCUCGCUCUGCGUUUCCCAUUUCGACAUCGCUCUGAAGCCCACUUAUCAUCCCGCGCCUCAUUCUGCCUGCGCGUUGUGCUUUGGCGGGGGUAAUCCGGGGCGCGGCGCCAAAGAACCGCGCCCUCGAAGAAGCGCGCAGUACGGCGGAGUGAGACAGGGAACACUCCGCGCGAGACCGGGGGAUCUGCGCACCCCUCUUGCGCGCGUAGCGGGAGAUGAAGGUGGAGCAGCGAGGGCGGGGCAAGGAACGGCGGGCGGAGCUGCGGGGGCGCCCGAUGCGCGCGUAGCGCGAGUGAUGCGCGUUUUACGGGAAGACCUGCCGGUGCAGUACGAGCGAGACCUGGAUUGGUCCAUCUACGAUGCCAGCGUGGCAUUCGUGGAUCCUGUGACGCGAUUGGACGGCCUAUUUCUGUACAGAGGGAUGAUCACCAGCCUGAGACAUCGCGACGUAGCUUCCCCUCUCCUCCCUCUCUUCCCCCCCUCUCCUCCCCUUCUCCUUCACCUCUCCUCCCCCUCUCCUUCACCUCUCCUCCCCCUCUCCUCCCCCUCUCCUACCCCUCUCUCCCGCCUCUCCUCCCCUCCACUUCCCUGUUCCCCUCUGCAGGUCCCUCCCGACACGCGCACCGACUCACCCUUUUCCCCGCGUCCGGGGCUGGAGGGGCGCGUGGGGGAGGCGGUGGGCGCAGUGCGGAGUGUGUGGAGCACAAGGGGGCGCACCCGAUGGGGGAAGGCGCUCAGCAUCACUGGAGGUGCGUUGGGCAUCACAGGAGGUGCGUUGGGCAUCACUGGAGGCAGCGAGUGGGGGAGGGAGUGA